UAUCUACGUUGGUGGUUGCGUAAGAAGUUGACGUCUUCCGCGUGGUCUAACAGCGACUUCGGUUGGCCGCGUGUGAGCGGUCGUUACCGGCGGUCUCGGAGUCGCCGCGAUGCCUAAAGCGAAGGGAAAGAACCGGCGGCGGAAAUUCGGUUAUAACGUUAACCGGAAGCGGCUGAACCGUAACGCGCGGAGGAAAGCAGCACCGAAAAUCGAAUGCUCCCACAUCCGUCAUGCCUGGGACCGCUCCAAAUCCGUGCAGCAGAACCUGGCAGAAAUGGGCCUGGCUAUGGACCCCAACAGGGCAGUGCCCUUCCAGAGAAAGGUAACAGCAAUGGAAGUGGAUGUUAAGGAAAAAAAGCCCAAGAAAAUAGUUCGGAAGCCAUAUGUCUUGAAUGACUUAGAAGAAGAGGCCAGCUUGCCUGAGAAGAAGGGUAAUACCCUUUCACGGGACCUCAUUGACUACGUGCGUUACAUGAUUGAGAAUCAUGGGGAGAAUUAUAAGGCAAUGGCUCGGGAUGAGAAGAAUUACUAUCAAGACACUCCAAAGCAGAUCAAGAGCAAGAUUAAUGUGUAUAAGCGUUUUUACCCUGAAGAGUUUCAAACCUUUAUUGAUUCCUUGCAGAAAAACAAAAUGGAAGUAGAGUGAAGGACUUGUGCCAUAAAUAGACUGUGUCUUAGCUAAGUGAACAUUGUUGGAUGCCUGGGUAUAUGGUGGCCUGUAGAACUAGUUGGGAAAAUACUUCUGCUAAGACCUCCUAUCCAUACUUUCCCCAAGUUUGUGUCCAUUCUUUUCUUCCUUGCUUGUGAUAGGUCACAGAAAGAAGCUGUACUAUUGCAAUAAAAAGUAGAUUUCAGGGAGAAGAAAGGGAGGAACCAGAAUAAGUUGUCUCUAUAUAAGGAAUUUUUAAAAAUUCAGUCUUUGAGCAUUAAAGCUUCAAAAACCACAGGUUAAGGUGACAAUGUUUUUCUAAGUCUGGGCAUUCUGAAGUUCUUUCAGCCUAGUUAUCCCUAACUUCUACCCUUAUUGAAGCUAUGUUUGGCUGUCUAUACAACUUUCUCUUUGGUUCUUCUCUGUGGGGGAAAGAGGAAAAAAGUUGGAUCCCUUUUCUACAAAAUAGCUCUUUUUUUCAAGCUUAGCAGUCCCUAGGCUUUAUUUUUAUUUUUCUCAGGACCACAUAGUUAAUAGUAUUUAGAGGUCUCAAGAGUGAAAUAGUAGUUUCCUAUUACUAUACACUGCCUCUUCUGCUUGUUUUUUUUUUUUGUUGUUGUUGUUGUUUUUGUUUUUUUGCUGAGGCAGUUGGGUUAAGUGACUUGUCCAGCGUAACACAGCCAGGAAGUGUUGUGUCUGAGACCAGAUUUGAAAUCGGUUCCUCCUGACUUCAGGCUGGUGUUCUAUCUACUGCACCACUUAGCUGCCUCUAUGUGUAUAUUGUUUUGUAUUGAACUGGGAAAGUCAUUUGAUCUCUAUUUGGUUUCCUCAUUUGAAAAUGAGGCUAUUACUUGUGCCAUCUACUUCCCAAGGUGGUUGUAAAAUAAGUAAAGUGCUUUGUAUGCUAUAAAAUGUUGUGUAAAUAUCAGUUGUUUUUGUCUUAAGAUUAAUAACCUUCAGUUUAUACAGUGCCUUAGAAUUUAUAAAGCAUUUCUUCCAAUUGUCAUGGGAAGUAACUAGGGAUGAUAUUCAUAUAGCAUUAUAAUCACUGAAGUGGAAGGAACCUCAGUUCAUCCAAUCUAAGCUGUAUCUAACUAUUAAUCUCCUGACACUUGCUCAGGCAACACAGCUUCUCCAUUGAAGGUAAAAAGUUGAAGGAUUUUUCUAAGAUUGUGUACCUGGUAUUAAGUGGAGCUGAAAGUCUCAAUGAUUUUUUAUUCCAAGUUGCAUUGCUUUUCUCAUAAUACCACUGUCUCUUCCAAACCAGAAUUGUGUUAAAUAACACUUGGGGAUUUGGGGUUUUUUGUGGUAACAUUUAUUUUGUACUUAGGGCAUUUAGUUUCACAGUCAUCUUUUAGCCCCAAUAAUCCAGUUUAAGUACCUCCUUAGAAAAACUAUAAACAUAAGCUGAUGUAUAGAAGAUUUAAUACUUUACAUUUUAAGAGUUUGAUGUGGGCCAUUGCUGAUCAUAACACAGAGAAGGGUUUUGGAUAAUACUAGCUAACAAUACAGCACAUUGAAAGUUUAUAUAGCAUUUUCCUAUAUUACUUCCUAGUAUUCUCAAACAGUCUUUGAGGAUAAAUGCUAUAGAUAGAAUUUUUACUAUUUUUUAGAUGAGAACUGGCCCAAAGAGAUGAUCCAGGAUCCCAUAAGUAAUAUACUUUCAUUCUCUAAACCCAGAUCCAGUGUAUCCUAAUAGUUUUUAACUAUUGUAUUAAGAUGUUGAGUUAAUGACAAUUCAAACAUUUUGAAAUGCAUGCUGUGUGCUGAAACAUUGUUUACUACACCAGUUUCUAGCCUACCGAGAUCUUAUAGUGAGUUGAAAGCCACUGUUGUGGUAGAAAUCAAAUAACUGUGUCUAGUGUUACUGAGCAUUAAGAUUUUUGUAUUACUGUUGUCUUAUUGGAAUAAGUCAAGGCAAAGUCUUAGCCAGAAGAAGCUUCAGAUAUAUCUGUACUGUUUAUUCUGACAAAGAACUAAUUUUCUAGACUUGAAGGGGGGCCGAGUGUGAAGAAUUCUCCUUGGAUAUACAAAAGUGUACAUAUUCAUGGCUAUAUUUAGCUUUUACAUAGUCACAAAAAUUGUUUCCUACAUUGAUGUGGGAUUAACUAUAGGCCAGACCCUUAAAUGAGAUCUCUGAAGAGGAAAAAAAGAAAAAAACACAUACAUAUACCCUGAAAAAAGUGACCCUUAAGUACUAUAUUUAAAAAUUUCACGUGAAAUUUUUUUUAUUUUCAUUCAAAUAAAGAUGUUUUCUCAUGUUUA
This is a messenger RNA of Antechinus flavipes (yellow-footed antechinus), 2914 nucleotides long. RefSeq names its product NOP16 nucleolar protein (gene NOP16). Lineage: Eukaryota; Metazoa; Chordata; Mammalia; Dasyuromorphia; Dasyuridae. The coding region runs from base 110 to 646 and encodes 178 amino acids. Gene Ontology annotation, biological process: ribosomal large subunit biogenesis. The record is from RefSeq and is a predicted model, not a curated record. The transcript is spliced from 5 exons. Gene Ontology annotation, cellular component: nucleolus.